Messenger RNA from Rotaria sp. Silwood1, 222 nucleotides. NCBI's taxonomy places the organism in Eukaryota, Metazoa, Rotifera, Eurotatoria, Philodinida, Philodinidae. The record is from the annotation of a GenBank genome assembly.
AUGGGUCUUGAUAGUGAAUCAACAAUCGAAGAACAUGAAAUUGCAUCAACGGCUACUAAACAUGCUCAUCAUCAUACACAUUAUCAUGAUCAUCAUGCUACAUCAGAACAAGAAAAAUACAUGAAUCAUGAUAGAAUUCUAACACUUUAUACAGUUUUACCUGAAAGCAGUGUUAAAGUUGAACAAUCAUCUUUAUUAUCAACAAAUCGAUCGUAUCUAUGA